UUGAAAGCCGCGAAAAGAUGUACAGUACUGUACUUAUUUCGAAUUUCGUAAGGCUCCGACGUUCCACUCCGACGUUCCACUCGUGAACGACGAACGUUAAGCAAUGUCGAAGCGAAAACGUUCUGACAACGAUCGUUCUGUUAAUGAUUAUCUCCCUGUGGCGCUGCUGCGCGAACUGCGGGAACUGCAGUCGACGGGGACGUUCUGCGAUGUCGUUCUGAAAGGCAGCGAGGAGUCCGCAGCUGGGAUUCCCUGUCAUCGCAAUCUCCUCAGCGCGCACAGCGCCUACUUUCGGGCCGCCUUCACGGAGAACUGGAAGGACUCCAAACAGCCAGCAUUCCAACUGCACAACAUCGACAGUCGCACGUUAAACGAAUUGGUGAAAUAUUUCUAUACUAUGGAAAUCAGCGUGAACGACGACAACGUGGAAGCCAUCUUGACUGCGGCGCAGUUCCUGCAGCUGGAUUCCCUUGCCAAACGCUGCUGGCGCUACGUGGAAGAGCACAUGCGCCUGUCGGACUCCCUGGUGGUCCAUGCUCUGGCCUCCCAGCACUACAAUCCUGUUCUGGCCGAAACGGCCCUCGGAUAUAUCCGGCGACGCUUUCCGCAGUUUGCGCACAGCCAAGACUUUCUGCAGAUGGAUGCGCAGCAGCUAAAUGAGCUGAUUGCCUCGGAUGAGGUGGACGUGGAGAGUGAGGAUCAGGUGUGGCAGGCGGUGCUGUGCUGGCUGGAUCACGACCGUGGCGGACGAGCGGCGCACGCGAAGGCUGUUUUACAGGGCGUCCGCGCUGCCUUUCUGAGCGACCAAUGUCGGCAGGAAUACACGGUGACCGUCGCCAGUGCAGCGGCAGCCGUGCCGUCCUGCCAGUCCGCAAUGGUGAGCGAAGUAACGGAUGGAAGGACGGAGAAGCCGCGACAUUCAUACGGUGCACACGAAGUGAUCCUGUGCGUGGGUGGACGCCGCUGUGACGGUACGGUGGACGUGUUCAGUCCGUCCAUCCCGGCCGUGUGGCGCCUGCAGCCGCCUGGACCCCGUAUUGUGGAUCCCUGCGGCGUCAUGGUGCGGGACGGCAGUUCGCUGCUGAUCGCCCGAUCGUACGACGUGGUGACGAUGCAACGGGACAGCCGCUACGUCGGUCUGGAGGGUCAGUGGGGCCGGCGAGCCGAAGCGCAGAUCAGCCGCCUUGCGGCCGGUCUGGCCGCGCUGAAUGGGCGCAUGUACGCGGCCGGCGGCUAUGGUGCGGGUGACAGCCCAUUGGCGUCCGUGGAGAUGUACGACCCCGGCAGCGAUGCCUGGAGCGCCGUCGCCGCGCUGCCGGUUGGGCUGGCCCGCUUGGCGCUGGUAGCGUGUGGCGGGCGGUUGUACGCCUUCGGAGGCGAACGCAAUAACGCCCGGGACGCCAGCAACUGGGCUUUGGCUUACGAUCCCGCCGCGAACGCCUGGAGCCGACUGGCCGACAUGCCCACGGCUCGCAGCCGUUGCGUGGCCUGUGUUGGUCCCGGCGGGUUGAUUUACGUUAUUGGUGGCUAUCGCUGGACCGGCCUUGCACAACAGAUGAUAGGUAACCGUGGAAUGGGACGCCGCGUGGAAGCGUACGACCCCGUUAGCAAUCAGUGGCUGCGGAAAGGGGACCUGGUCAUGCCGCGCAGUGAACCUGCAUCUGUCAGCCUGGACGGGAAGCUGUACGUGCUCGGGGGGUCGGACGAUGAGAACGGGAAUGGGUGUCUCGACAGCAUCGAAGUGUACGAUGAGGAGGCGGACCGCUGGGAGCUGCACGAGUGCCGCUUGCCGCAGGCCCGAUCGGCCUUCGGCUGCGCCGUGAUGAAGCUGCGACGCGGCUGAAGGGAACGCCGCUUACAUUGCGCCAUCGUUGUGCCGGCUUAUACGGAUUAUAGGACGAAGGUGUCGGUCUUAAGUUUGAAAUGUUGCAUUGGGGAAUGAAAUAAAGUGCAGUGAUGCACAUGUUUUUAAUUCUUUUACCGGGUACAUUUGGCUCAUCCUUUCACUGGGUUUAUGUCAUUUCAUCUUGCACCUGAGAAAUAACUACGUUUAACGAAGUAAAACCGCUGGACAACAAAGAAG
This is a messenger RNA of Paramacrobiotus metropolitanus, 2083 nucleotides long. Its product is annotated as kelch-like protein 3. The record is from RefSeq and is a predicted model, not a curated record. Gene Ontology annotation, molecular function: protein binding. NCBI's taxonomy places the organism in Eukaryota, Metazoa, Tardigrada, Eutardigrada, Parachela, Macrobiotidae. The transcript has 6 exons. The coding region runs from base 104 to 1843 and encodes 579 amino acids.